This is a messenger RNA of Pisolithus orientalis, 2081 nucleotides long. RefSeq lists its product as uncharacterized. The transcript has 3 exons. NCBI's taxonomy places the organism in Eukaryota, Fungi, Basidiomycota, Agaricomycetes, Boletales, Pisolithaceae. The record is from RefSeq and is a predicted model, not a curated record. The coding region runs from base 129 to 2033 and encodes 634 amino acids.
GAAGCUGUACUAGCAUUAUGUGAACUGAACGGUCCACCUGGGACAAUGGUGCAGUCUUUCGCCACGAGUAGAGUCGCGGCAAUACUCCAUUGUCCACCGUGUCAACUUGCCAUUAUCUAGUCCACACCAUGAUCUCCUUGCGGUGGACGUCUGACCCGCUAUGCACAUAUAAACCACAGCCCCGGGCUCCUCCCAUCAACAUCACCCCCUUACUUCUUCCCAGGCUUAGUCUCAGACCAAUUUCUCCAGAUAUCAUGGCGUCGUACGACAUGGCUCCAGUCUUUCACGGUGACUACGUGAUGAGGUUCCCAGCGCCGGUCACGCUGCGUCCUCCCUCUGAACACGCUGUGGCACCGGCGAAAGUCCUCCCUGCCCCUAACAACGCUAAUUGCGCCAUUCAACGCCUGCCAUCUGAUAUCCUGUACUAUAUCUUCAAGUUGGGACUACACAACGAGAAAGCUGGCGGAAAGUUCCCCGUCGUGGUUUCGCAAGUGUGCACGUUUUGGCGGAUGGUCGCUAUUCAAUGUCCCCUCUUGUGGACAAACAUUCAUAUCUCCUCGACCUGUGCCUCCGCGCUUAUGCGAUCCGGUGGCGAAGUUCUGCCGUGGGCAUCAGUUUUCGGCGCGCGUUCCGCUUCGUGUCCAUUGGACAUCAAGCUUGACCUCAGGAAGCCAAAUACUAUGUUGAUCGAGACCCAGGAAAUUCUCCUCAUGCAUGUCCACUUGGUCAUCUCUUCCGCCGUUGAUUUUCUUGCUUCCGUUCGCGACCGCGUUAGAUCGCUCGACGUCGAAACGGACUUUAAAGAGGUCCCGUUUUUAAUGUCCUACAAAUUGGUUCCCCGGGGUAUGCCACUCCUAGAGAGUUGGAAUAUUAAGUUUGGCAACAAUUCGUUUUGGGGCUUGACGGGUCAUACAUUCUUUCACGUCUACCCGGAUUUUGACGCUGCGGGCCAGCGAGGCCGAUCCGCCCACGAUAUUGAACAACGAUCGAUCACCGACCUGUUACCGCGUCUGCGCAAUCUUCGGAUGUCUCAGGUCAUCGCUAAUUGGAGCACCUGGCACAUUGGGGGGUUGACUUCCCUGACCAUCGGUCAUGUCCACCAAACCCAGCGCCCUACUGUGGUCGAGUUGAGGAACAUGCUAAGGGCGAACAGCUCCUCGUUGGAGUCACUCGAACUCCAAGGAUGCCUUCCGGUUCAGCAAGGUCUUGGCCUCCUUCAACCUAUAACCCUGCCGAAGCUUAGUGCGCUUCGAAUCGGUUACUUCGGACAAGAAGAAGCUAUAUGUUUCCUGCCUCACACCGAUGCGCCCGCCCUGAAAUCGCUGGGGUUGUGCGACAUUUCUACUGCGAUAUAUCGACACGACCGUAGAACGGCCUGCUGCAUGACCGAUGCAACGUUGUUUCCCUCGCGUUCCGUUUACCUUGAAAUCGAUUCUUCCAGGCUCUUGCAUGCACUCUACACAACUCGUUUGUCCCUGUUGGCUCAGCUGGAAUCCCUCGAGCUAAUCCAUGUUCACGUUUACGACACCCCUGAUGACGUUUCUGAGGAUUGGCUAUGCGAUCAAGUACGGCCGCACCGAGUUUGUGCUGUCCGAUUCCUGCUUAGUAUGGCUUCCUUGAAGUCAUUGACUCUAAUCGGACCGGAUAUCGGGUUCCUGGAUGGCUUGAAUGAGCCUCUUUUCUCAACCGACCUGCAGUCGGGAAAGUCGGCCUAUUUCUUUCCUGGUUGCCGGCUUGCGACGCUGCGUAUCAUCGACGCCGAAUAUGACGACCUCGUUGAUUUCCUUGUAAAUCGCGCAGACCGGACGCACAAUCCAGGAGAUGCGGUCGCGGAGUUACCGAUCUUCGAAACACUGGAGUUCACACUGGAGGCCGGCGUGAUACCAUUGUUCAGGGCAGAAUGUUACGAGCGGGACUCUGGAAGGGACAAGAUCGACAUACAUGGGUUUGCCAAGAAGAUGGCGUGCAGUAUCUAUCGGGACAACUUCAAUCCUUUCAUGUCUUCUGUGGAACGACUUGGAAACGUGCUGUGAGCACUGAGGUAGUUUACCUAUCGUUUUUGCGGUUCAGAUUUCAGGGGG